AUGAAUUCGCUGCUGGUGGGCACCUGGUCGCUGAUCUCCUCCGAGGAGGUGCUGUCCCGGGCGCGGAAAAUGACCCAACGCAUCCAGGGCUUUCUGGAGCAGAACACCGAAGAGCUGAGCCCGGAAGAGCUGAGCCUUCUAGGGCUGCAGAAGCGGGUCGAGAGCCUGGUGCCCUCCUUGAACUUUCUGCUGGCGCAGACCCUGGGCUUGGACUCCUGCGUGCAGCAGGUGGUGCAGAACACGCAGGACUUGUUGAUCGACGUCUGCAGCUUCGUCGAGAGGUCCUGUCCGGAGAAGUCUGGCGGCGCGAACAGCCUGGACUCUGAGCUGCUGGACCAUUACUUGCAUGAGCUGGAGUUCGGCUGCUUGUCGGUGACAAUGGCCAUGAACGUCCUCCAUGCGGCGAGCGCAGAGGAGCCGCAGGACCUUGUCUCGUCGAGAUGCGCGAAAACACGCCGCUCAGGUCUGGCGUAUCUUUGGAGUGCCUGCUGA
Messenger RNA from Effrenium voratum, 492 nucleotides. The record is from the annotation of a GenBank genome assembly. NCBI's taxonomy places the organism in Eukaryota, Dinophyceae, Suessiales, Symbiodiniaceae.